Oryzias melastigma (Indian medaka) is the source of this 5312-nucleotide messenger RNA. It is a transcript of the gene nckap5l, whose product is annotated as NCK-associated protein 5-like. Bases 390 to 4544 code for a protein of 1384 amino acids. Gene Ontology annotation, biological process: microtubule depolymerization; microtubule bundle formation. Gene Ontology annotation, cellular component: microtubule plus-end. The record is from RefSeq and is a predicted model, not a curated record. Lineage: Eukaryota; Metazoa; Chordata; Actinopteri; Beloniformes; Adrianichthyidae. The transcript is spliced from 13 exons.
AAGCCUGCCUCACUCGCCCUGGAACAAUGGGAGACAUGGCAGCCUCUGCCGACAGCACAGACCUCCAGCCCACAUGCCCAAGGGCAGGCCUGCUGUAGCCGCAGCGCAGAGGAAACCGGCUUCCUCGCCACGCUCGCAAAGUGACGACACUCAACACGGGGGGGGAAGCGUCUCUCCGCUGCAGCCGGAAAGCAAAAAUGUAAGGUUGUGGUCCCAUUUUUUUUCUUCUUCUGUGGUGCCUUCAUUCUGCUGGGAGGAGAUCUGACGUUCCCUGGAUGACUGAGGAGAAGAAGAAGGAGGAAGCUCUGCAGUGUUGAUGCUGGGAGGCAGAGGAGCCUGACGGAGGACCCACUUCUCCAGGAGAAACAAAGGGAGAUCCCAACCCCCAGAUGAGAACAAUGUCUGAUGAGACGGAACAGAGAACGUGUGACGUGGACUAUGGGUCGGACGAGGAGGGCGAGGAGGCAGACGUGGAGUCUUACCUGGAGGACAACAGCAGCGAGCUCGUGGACCGGCUGAGGGAGCUGGAGGCAGAGAAUUCCGCUCUGGUUUUGGCCAAUGAGAGUCAGAGAGAAGCUUACGAGAGAUGUUUGGACGAGGUGGCUAACCACGUGGUGCAGGCUCUCCUCAAUCAGAAGGAUCUGAGAGAGGAGUGCAUCAAGCUGAAAAUGCUGGUGUUCGAUCUGGAGAGACAGAACCGGGCGCUCUGUGAGCUCUUUCAGCAGAAGCUGCCCAACCACCCCACUGCCCACUACCAGGUCCAGGCGGGACCCCUCCCAGACUACAAUGCACAGCAGCACAAUGAGUCGGCCAAGCAGGUGGAGCCUUCACAGACCGAAGCACAGGCCAAGGGAAACGGCUACUGCACGCAGCACGUCUCUCCGGGCCCCCGCGCUCCCGCCGCCUCCAUGGAGGCCCUGUCUCCCUUCUUCAAGAAGAAAGCACACAUCCUGGAGGUCCUGCGCAAGAUGGAGGAGACGGACCCUCUCAAGUUCCACCCGUCCACCGCCAGCCUGUCUUUCUGCGACUACAGCCAGGUGUUGAUGUCAACAGAGGCGGUGCUGGCAACGGCGGACCCCCUCCCCCGGCAGUGCAAAUCCCACCUCACGCAUUGCCGCUGCUCCUGCUCCGAGGCCGACACACACCAGCAUUUCAACGGCGACGGGGCGGUCAAGUGCGACGGGGGAAACGCCUGGUGCCUGCACUGCAAACGGAGCCCAGACAGCCCCCCAAAGCCGUGCGGCCAUGUCUGUAGUCCUUCAAAAGCCAGCCCGAGCCACGCGGUUCCUGCAGCUGCUCUGGGUGAAUGUCACGGUAAGACCAGAGCGCCGGAGUCUGUAGCCCCCUCCAAAUCAUGCACUGCUAAUGAAGCCCACCAGCCGCCUGCAGCCUCCGCCUCGGAACCGCUCCGCCACAAUAAAGAGGUGGGAAAGCCAAAGCAGGAUCUGUCAGAGACCUGUCCGGAAGUCUCUGAGGAGCUCCCUGGUCUCUCUGCCUCCUCCCAAACUCCUGGUUCUGGGAAUGAGAGCGUGCAAGCAACCCACUGUGACCCGGGAACCAGCGACGGAAUUCACAACGGCACCGAAACCAGUGACCCCUCCGCCCUCUCUGAGAAAGACGGCACAGAAACGGAGGCCUGCUCUGCCAGAGCCUCCGCCUCCGUCAGCCCAAGCCCCUCCUGCCUCAGUGACGUCAAGGCGGCCGCCAUCAACUCGCCGUCCAAGCUGCUCAAGUUCCUCAAGAUUCCCUCCAUCGGGGAGAAGUCUCAGGCUCCGCCCGCGGCCGUCCGCCUGAGCCCCCAACUCACUCGCAACUCCCGCAUCCCCUGUCGAACCAACAACUACGAGGUCUACCACUCCCCAGUCCCCACGCGCAAAGCCACGACCACGGAGAGAUGCAGGCAGCCCCCUCCCCCGCCAGCCCGGUCCGAGUCCUAUCCCGCCACGCACUCUGCUCCGACCUCGCCGCCGCAGUCCGAAGAAGCCUGCUCCCUCCCUGCUAAAGAAAUAAGCUACAGCAGCUUCUCUGCUCCUAAAGGCAAAGCCUCCUGCUCGCCAAAAGUUCCUCAAAAAGUCCCUCACUACGAGAACGUCUGUGAGAUGGACACGGGCCAGGCCCACAGCAAAAGAACCACACUUCCCGCUCAGGCAAAGCCCAAUGGCGCCGAGAGGAAGCUGGUCAAGUCCUUACCAGAAAGUGUCAUGCACCCUUCUCCUCAGCGAAAGCAGUCGUCCUCCUCCACGUCUGAGUCCACGUCGGAUGAGGACGAGGAUUCUGACAGCCCGGUCUGGGUCAACCACCACAGUCUGCCCCCCUCCUCCGUCCUCGGCAAAGCUCAGAACAGAGUCAACUAUCCUCGGAUGAGAGAGAAGCAGGAGGCGGACAUGAGGGACUCCGGCGCUCCGAGCUCAGAGCUGGCCCAGCCUCCUCCUCCUCCCUCCAGAAGGAGCGAGUGCUCCUCCAUUCCUAAGAGGCCUGCAGGCGGCGCGGCACGGGGUCAGACCGACUCCAGCCACCACGCCUUCAAGGACAGGCUGGCUGCUCUGGGGAAGCUAAGGAGCUCUGAGGAUUUACAGGGCGGAGUCAGGUCAGCGGACAUGAUCGAGGGCACGUGUGGCGAGGAACGGAGCAAGGCGGUGGAGCGGCCCGCCGAGGUCCACAAGGACGAGCAGAGACUUUCCAAAUAUGCAGACUCCUUGGACGGAAAGCCUAAAGUUAGCGCUGGCUUGAAGUAUCCAGCUCCGUCACAGCUGUACGAACAGGCGGGAAAGCCGCCGUCCUCCGGUCUGGCUAAGCAGGAGGCGUGUCCAACCAAGCCAGAAGUCUCCAGGAGCAAAAUCGGUCUGCUGUCGCCCAACGCAGACGCUCCACAGGUACUGCGCAACAACAUCAAGUGUCCCGGCUCCCUCAAUUUGCCUUAUAAUGUUAAACCUGGCGUGAGCACGCACAGCAGCAACAGCCCCAACAAAAUCCCCCAGAAGUCUCCGUCCAAGCCGACUCCGGCCCCCUCCGCCCACAGAGGAGGGAAACCCUCCGAGUCUCCACGGUACUCCUCCAAAUCCGAGGAGAGGAUCAAGAUCGGAGGGAGAGGGAAGAAGAACCCGAUGUACGGAGACAGCCUCCCUCCUCCUCCUCCAAGACCCCCUCAGUCCGAGGGGGAGAAGUCCCCUCAGCCGGCGCCCAGCCUUCAGUCGGCCAUAGAGCAGAAGGUGAUGAAGGGCAUCGAGGAGAACGUGCUGAAGCUCCAGGAGCAGGACAGAGGAGGCCAGGGGACGGAGGUCAAGCAGAAAACCUCCAACGGCAUCGCCAGCUGGUUCGGCCUGAAGAAGAGCAAGCUGCCCGCACUCAGCCGCAAGGCCGACGCCGCCAAAGCCAAGGACGAGAAGAAGGAGUGGAAGAUCAACAUCCCCUCGGUGGGCCGAGACUCUGUGAAAGUGACGUCCAGGUGUAAAGAGGGCGUGGAGGGUCUGAACAUCUCCACCCUGAUGGAGAAGGCUGAAGGCCUGAGGCGCGCCCUGGAGGAGGAGAGGGCCUAUGUGGAGAGGUCGGGCAGGGGCCACUCCUGCGAGGUGGUGAUGGACCAGGCUCAGGGACAGCUGGCGGUCAUGUACAGGGGGGGCCGCUCCGACAACUUCAUGCAGCAGCUGCUGAACAGGGUGGACGGGAAGGAGGUGAUCAGCAUGCCGCAGCGCCGCCUCUCCUUCGACUGUAAGACCUCCAAACCCGUCUUCACCCAGCAGAGCGACGUCAUCAGUCACACCAGCAGCCACGACGACAUGGAGAAGGGAUCAGAGAGAAUCGGCAAGCUCACAUCAGACGAGAACCUGGCGGAUUCAGUUCACUCUCAGCACUUUGCAGGCUCCGGUGCUUCCACGUACACCCUGGACAGCGGCAUCGGCACCUUCCCCCUCCCAGACUGCAGCAGCAGCGGAACGGGGAGGGGCCUGUCCAAGACGAGAGGCGGGGCCGAGCAUCACUCCACCGACUCCCCGGGACGGGCCGGACGGCGAGCCCGCACCCUGGACCGAGAGCCCACGCCGCAGGAGGAGGGCUUCCUGCCACACAAGCAGCUGAUUCCCACCAUUCAGUACGGCUCGGCGCUGGAGGGGCGGGGCUCGGCCGGCGGCGUCCGUGAAGAUGUCCACGGAGCAAAUGUGUUCUCUCCUCGCUCCAAGACUUGGACCUUCCCCAGCUUGAAGACUCCGUCAGGACAUGGAGAGGUUUACCUGGCAGUGGAGGAGGAAGAGGAGGAGCCGGUGUCCUACGGGUCGCCGUAUCGAGGGAGCGUGAAGGCUGGCGCUCCGUCCUCCAGUCGAGUGGUGGACCCGGGCAGCCUGUCCAUCCCUGCCCAAUCGGGGGGGAGCCGCAGAGGAAAGACCCGCACCCCCAGCGUCCCCGAGAUGAACCGGGAGGCAGGCCUGGAGCUGCUCAGGGAGCGACCGGAGGAGGCGCUGUCUCCCAGCCGCCCUCAGGUGCUGGAGACGCCGGAGUCCCUGAGCGAUUCUUUGUACGACAGCCUGUCUUCAUGCGGCAGCCAAGGGUGAUGCAGCCCGGAGCGGGUCGGCUCUCCGAAAACGUGCUGGAAAAACGCCUGGAGAACGUUGCAACUGGAAAGACGGAUUGAUCUCCUCUUCUCAGGAUUUCCAACAAGAAGCCAAAAGCCACCAAAUAAAAUAGGUUCUACACUUUUUCACAGACGUUGGACCCUUGAAUUCAUGUAGACUUUCAAAACGCAUGGCCAAGUUAUCGAUCAGCACAAGAGGUCGACGCUCACGCUCGUGCUCAGAACUGUUUUUGGUUUUCUCUUUCUGGUAGGAAAAUCUUCGUUCGUGCAUCAAGGAAGCUGUGACCAGUAAAGUAGAUGAAGUGCUGUUCUGCAUCCAUACCUCCAUUCCUUUCUGGUAUCAUUUCACCAUUAUUGUAAUGUACUGGAGAAAAAAAAGAGGCUCUAGAUAUAAAAACAACCGUUCAUGUCUGUGAUUCUUCAUUAACCUCAUGCAUCACAAUGUUCAAUGUAAAAUAAUUUUGACGAUUGAGCUCAGACAGUUUCUGAAUGCAUCUAAAAAGGUAAUAUAUGCCAGCAAUAAUAACAUAGAAGAAAGAAAUGUCUACGCUGAUUGAUAUGUAUUUCUAUUAUUUAUUUAUUUUAAAUGUAUACCAUCGUUUGCCAUCGUUUGGUUUUGGUUCAUCUCUUCUGUGGAAACUGCAGUUCAGUAAAGUUCAUAUCUCGGCCAUUCUUUUGUUAGCAGAUAGAGAACUGAUGUACGUACUGCCGUUUUUUCAACUUUCUAAUUAAAAUGUUUUGAUUUAAA